AUGAACGCCUCGAGGAAGGAAGAAGAGGGGCAGAACUUAAUGGAACAAGGUGAGAAGCAAUUGCAUCAGAAAUCAGGCUUCUUGUCUUUCUUCCUCGGCAAAUCUGCCAGCAUAGGCAAAUCUUCGCCUCAGGAGGAAGCUGCUGAGACAUUUGUGAAAGCCGCCAACUGCUUCAGACUCGUCAAAGCCUGGUCGCAGGCUGGUGCUGCCUUCGAAAAAGCAGCUUCCGCCUAUGCUGCUUCUUCUGAUAUGACGUACGAGGCUGCAUCUAAAUAUACUGAUGCUGCCAAGGCGUACAAGAAUUCAGAUUCUGGCAAAGCGGUUGCGGCCUACGAGAAGGCCAUCGAAUUGUACACUGAUACCGCGCGGUUUCAGCAGUGUGCUAGAUAUAAAAAGGAGAUUGCCGAGAUGUUCGAGGCAGAGCAGGACAUGGAGAAAUCGCUGGAGGCAUACAUAGCAGCAGCGGAUUUUUACGAUAUGGAAGACGCAAAAUCGAACGCCAACUCCAUGCGCGUGAAGGUCGCCAUGCUUAGCGCUUCGACUGGCAAAUUUGCGGAGGCAGCCGAUCUCUACGAGUCUGUGGCUCAAAACGCACUCGCUAAUCACAUGCUCAAGUAUGGCGCCAGAGAUCAUCUUUUAAGAGCGGGGCUUUGCAGGUUAUGUUUAGAUGAUGUCAUCGGUGCGCAGAGAGCGAUUUCAAAGUAUGCAGAAAUGGACCCGACUUUCUCCACAUCUCGUGAAGGAAAGCUUUUGGAAGCGGUUGUAGCGGCUGUAGAUGAAGCGGAUGUGCAAGGUUUCACAAAUCAUGUCUACGAGUACGACUCGUUGAGCAAGCUUGAUGAGUGGAAAACCUCUAUUCUUCUCAAGAUUAAGAACAAAAUCAACGCUGAGGAUGAUGACCUCACAUAAAGGUCUGUUCCCAUUAGUUUUAACUAAAAUAUCUGUAAUACACCUUAGCUUGU
Messenger RNA from Chondrus crispus (carragheen), 962 nucleotides. RefSeq lists its product as hypothetical. Gene Ontology annotation, cellular component: SNARE complex; vacuolar membrane. Lineage: Eukaryota; Rhodophyta; Florideophyceae; Gigartinales; Gigartinaceae. Gene Ontology annotation, biological process: SNARE complex disassembly; intracellular protein transport. Gene Ontology annotation, molecular function: syntaxin binding; soluble NSF attachment protein activity. The record is from RefSeq and is a predicted model, not a curated record. Bases 1 to 909 code for a protein of 302 amino acids. The transcript is spliced from 2 exons.